Molecule: messenger RNA, 470 nt
Organism: Pipistrellus kuhlii (Kuhl's pipistrelle)
Lineage: Eukaryota; Metazoa; Chordata; Mammalia; Chiroptera; Vespertilionidae
Product: alpha-1-acid glycoprotein 1-like
Exons: 4
Coding region: 57-359 (100 amino acids)
Biological process (GO): regulation of immune system process
Source: RefSeq, a predicted model, not a curated record
CACGUAUUACUCCACCAACCUGAGGGUCAACCGGGAAAAUGGGACCCUGACCAGACAUGGUGAAUGGCACAGAUCAUUUUGGCCACCUGCUGCUGCCCAAGGACCCCAAGACCUUCAUGCUUGCUUUUUUCCCAGAAGACAAGCAGAACAUGGGGCUGGCUUUCUUUGCUGACAAGCCAGAGGUGACCCCAGAGCAAAUGGAACAGUUCUAUGACUACCUCACGUGCAUGGGCAUGGACAAGUCCGAAGUUCUGUACGGCGACGAGAAAAAGAAUCCGUGCCUGCCGCUGGAGAAGCAGCACGAAGAGGAAAGGAGGAAGGAAAAAGAGAAGUCUGAGACAGGCUCAGCGUUGGAUUAGGACCUCGGGGACUUGGGAGGCCCAUCCUGAGACACCCCCACCCUCCCUUUGUGCCUCAGUUCUUUCCCUCAGUUGCACCAAUAAAGUUACUACAUUUGGAAUAGGCAGGUU